Messenger RNA from Rhodofomes roseus, 1586 nucleotides. RefSeq lists its product as uncharacterized. The transcript is spliced from 10 exons. Lineage: Eukaryota; Fungi; Basidiomycota; Agaricomycetes; Polyporales; Fomitopsidaceae. The coding region runs from base 291 to 1586 and encodes 431 amino acids. The record is from RefSeq and is a predicted model, not a curated record.
GAUCGCACAGGCGCCCACGCACAUGCAGCACAGCUUGCACGCCUUUGAUGGCCCUUCCCUAGUGUGAUCAGGCGAGUCUUGGCAACCCGCUCUCACCAAAAAAGCCACCGUCAAGUCAUGACCGGUGCGCUCGAGGCAUUUGUCAACCCGAAUGCAAUCCGUUCUCCGAGGCGGCGAGGACGGGGAGCGAUACAAAAGCGCCCCGACCUCUCGCAGGGCUGCUUGUGAUGAUUCCUUCGCCCCGCCCCGCCCCUCCCUCGGACUCGGAUUGACUGAGCUGGAGGGAAAGGAUGGGUUCUGAGGAACAGGAGAUCAUAACGCUUCUCCAGAGCAACUUCAUAACCAACUACUGCGAGCUCGCAACAUGCAUGCUGAUCUUCUUCGAACACAUCGUAACGCUCCCGGACGAGAUCCGCUUCAUAUGGCGACGAAAGCUCACCAUGUCAAGCCUCAUCUUCCUGCUGAACCGCUACAUCCUGUUCCUGUACGGACUCGUCAACGUGGUUGGGGUCAUCCCAUGGACGACUAACAUAGGGUCAGACGCGUUCAGUGGAUUCGUGUGUGCGAGUGAUGCUGAACGAAAGACUUGCAGAUGCGCGGCCAUAAUCAUGCUAUACACCGUCUUCACUCUCCUGCUGUACGCUAUCACUCCCAUAUUCUCCACCCUCCGUGUGUACGCCAUCGCAGGGCGCAAAUGGCACUUCGCCCUCGCGACGUUCUUGACCGGCAUGGUCGCCGUUGCGUCGAACCUCGCAAAUGCCGUGCAGGCUUCCCUUGGCUACCUAGUCUACGUCGGCCCCCUCCCCGUCUGCACGUACAACGCGUAUUACAGCGAGUCGGAGCACUUGAAGUUAACGAUCGCGACCCGCGUCUGCUCGAUCGUCUCUGACCUGCUCGUCAUCGUCGUGACCUGGUGGCGGACGUACGCGCUCAAGCGGGAGGCAGACCGGCUGCACAUGCGGGCGUCGCUCGCGACGCUGCUCCUGCGCGACGGCACCAUCUACUUCGUGGCGAUCCUCGUGCUGAACAUCGUGCAUAUCAUCUUCGUGUUGUACAACGGGAACGUCGUCUACGUGACGAUCUUCCUCAUCCCGAUCCCCGCCCUCCUCACCUCGCGCUUCCUCCUCAACCUCCGGCGCGCCAACGAAGCCUCCAGCAUCGAUGUCCACCUCAUCACGUCAGCCUCCACUGCCGACCCGCCGUCGUUCACACUCUCCUCCGCCCCGCCCGAGCUGCGCACGCUGCAGUUCACGCCGGGGGGCACGGCGACGACCGUCGGCGCAAGGACAGGGACGACGGGGACGUGGAUGGACAUGGACGGGGCGCUGUGGACGGGGUUCGCGUCGUCCGUUGGUGGGGAGUCCGAGUCGGAGGAGGGGACGGUGGACGAGAAGAGCGAGAAAACGUGGAGCCCGUCGACGGAGUCGGGAGGGACGAAAGCGGAGGAGGGGGACGUGGAGAAGGGGCGGUCACCGCCGGUGUCUCCGAUGUCUGCGGGGACGGGGACGACUGCGUGUGUGGGUGGGGGUGGGGGCCAGAGCAGGGAGGGGGUGGGGGUGGAGGAGAUCGAGCUGACACCUGUGUAG